UUAAUACCAAUGGAUUUCCUCCCUUAUUCAAUCCCUUUACUCACUAUUUAAACCCUUCCAACACUCACUCAAUAUUAUAAUUUAUAAACCCUUCCAACACUCAAAAACAUUUGUACAACCCUUUGAACAUGCAAGAAACACCACACAUUGCCAUAAUCCCCACACCAGGGAUGGGUCAUCUCAUCCCCCUCAUAGAGCUAGCCACCCGACUCACUCGCCUCAACUUCACUAUCACCAUUCUCAUUCUCAACGACGGUUCACCGCCUUCGAAAUCCCAACUCACUCUCCUACAAAACCUCCCACCCUCCAUCUCCUACACCCAUGUUUCUCCCAUCGAUGUCUCUGAUCUUCACUCCGAUUGCGCCAUUGAGACUCGCAUGACUCUCACCAUUACUCGGUCCAUCCCGGGUAUUCGUGACUCGCUCCGAGCCUUGUCUAAGGAAACACGUUUAGUUUCGGUCAUUGUUGAUCUCUUGGGCUCAAGUAUCAUACAUUUGGCCCGAGAGUUUGGCGCGUUAUCGUAUAUUUUUUUUCUUAGUAGUGCUUUGGGAUUGUGCUGUCUUUAUAGUCUACCAAAAUUGGAUAAGAUACACUCUUGUGAAUACAGAGAUUUAUCUGAACCGGUUCAGUUUGUGCCCGGUCUAGUUCCGGUUCAUGGGGCUGAUUUUCCUGAUCCGGUUCAGAAUAGAAAAAGUGAGAUUUAUCACUUCUUUCUUAGCAUGAUAGAGUGUUAUUCUGAAGCUACUGGGAUUUUAAUCAAUAGUUUUUAUGAUCUUGAACCGGUUGCCUUUGAUUACUUGAUGAAUGAUCGUGGUCGAGAAGAUAAUGUUCCUCCGGUUUACCCCAUUGGACCGGUGAUUCGGACCGGUUCAGAAGACGGGUUGAUAGAUGGGUCGGGUUGUAUAAAAUGGUUGGAUGAGCAACCAAGUGAUUCGGUUUUGUUUGUGUCAUUUGGUAGUGGUGGGAACCUUUCUCAUGAGCAAGUAAUUGAGUUAGCAAUAGGGCUUGAGUUAAGUGGGCAAAGAUUUUUGUGGGUUCUUAAAACCCCAAAUAAUAAAUCUAAUGCUUCUUUUUUUGGUGAUACUAAUAAUAUUGAUAACCCACUUGAGUAUUUGCCUCAAGGGUUUUUAGAUAGGACCAAAGGGUUAGGUUUUGUGGUGCCGAAUUGGGCCCCACAAGUUCAAAUAUUAAGUCAUGGUUCGACCGGUGGGUUUCUGACUCAUUGUGGAUGGAACUCGACUCUAGAGAGCAUAGUCCAUGGUGUGCCCUUGAUUGCUUGGCCUCUUUAUGCUGAACAAAAGUUGAAUUCCGUGCUGGUAGCUGAUGAUUUGAAUGUUGCAUUGAGGGUGAAACCAAAUGAUAAGGGUUUGAUUGAUCGGGAAAAAAUUGCUGAAUAUGCAAAAUGUUUGAUGCAAGGAAAAAUACAACGAGAGAAAAUGAGAGCUUUGAAGCAUGCGGCUGUUGCUACUUUAGGUGAAGAUGGAUCGUCAAAACAAUCAUUAGCAAAGGUGGCCGAAGAGAUGAAGAAUCACAAGAGCAUACAAGAAUAGCUGUGAUUAGCCUAUUUACAUUGAUCAAUGAUCUUUAAGAAUUUCAGUUAUUGUCUAAUUAAUGUAUGAUUAUGUUUUAAUGUUGCGUGUAGUUAUAAUUAAAAGUUUAACUACAUUAUCAAUGGAUGCGUUAGUUCAUGAAGUUACAAGCUCUUCUAGUUUUGUUUUUUUUUUUUUUUAUUCAUUUGUACUCCAAACUCCAAGUCCUUACAUCCAACUACAUGCAUAUUAAUGAAUAUGGCUUGUUCAGAGUUCA
This is a messenger RNA of Chenopodium quinoa (quinoa), 1806 nucleotides long. RefSeq names its product hydroquinone glucosyltransferase-like. Gene Ontology annotation, molecular function: UDP-glycosyltransferase activity. NCBI's taxonomy places the organism in Eukaryota, Viridiplantae, Streptophyta, Magnoliopsida, Caryophyllales, Amaranthaceae. The transcript has a single exon. The coding region runs from base 129 to 1550 and encodes 473 amino acids. The record is from RefSeq and is a predicted model, not a curated record.